Molecule: messenger RNA, 1923 nt
Organism: Chaetomium globosum CBS 148.51
Lineage: Eukaryota; Fungi; Ascomycota; Sordariomycetes; Sordariales; Chaetomiaceae
Exons: 3
Coding region: 1-1923 (640 amino acids)
Biological process (GO): regulation of DNA-templated transcription
Molecular function (GO): DNA-binding transcription factor activity, RNA polymerase II-specific; zinc ion binding
Source: RefSeq, a predicted model, not a curated record
AUGGUUUACUGUGGGAAGCCGAGCAAGGGGUGCUCCAACUGCCGGGAGCGCAAGAUUCGUUGUGACCAAAAGGAGCCGGGAUGUGGCCAGUGCGACAAGCGGCAGCAGAAAUGUCCUGGCUACCGGAAUCUCGUCGACCUCAUGUUUCGCGAUGAGAGUUCCCAUGUCAUCAAGAAGGCCAAGGCGAGGGCCCGAAAGAAGGCCAAGCUGGGAAUCUCGCCACCGGGCACACCGUCAGACACGGAAAGCCGGUUUUCUGCUACGCCUGAGCCUCGCUCGCGGACGCUGUCCUUGAUCGUCCCCCAAACACCAGCUGCGGGUAUCCCGGCCAGCCGAAACCACGACGAUAGCAGCAUGCUGAUGUCGCCCGAGUCGGGAAGUUGGCCAGUGACACCACCAAUGGCGCAGCUGUACACCCUUCCGCCGGCUUGUCAGGAAGACGGCUUUGCCUAUUUCUUCUCGCGAUAUGUUACAGCCGACGAGACGGUAUCACACCAGAAGUUUGACUUUCUUCGAGACGUCUGGCGGCCUUCGCCUUCGUCGCCCGACACCCAUAUUGACGGUGUUUUGGCCAGCAUGACAGCGGUCGGGCUCAUGGGGCUAGCGAGCACGGCACAGUCACCAAGCUUGAUGGAUGCCGCGAGAAAGUCAUACGGGACGGCGCUGCGGUUGACAAACCAUGCGCUGCAGGACCCGGCCGAGGCCGUCAAAGACAGCACGAUGCUGUCGGUUCUCAUCCUCGGCGUAUUCGAGAUGAUGACGGAAAGCACGCCCCGAACAAUGACGGUCGAGGCAUUUCAGGAGCACGUCAACGGCGCGGCGGCACUUGCGCGGAUGCGAGGGCCCGCACAGUUCCAAACGCGCGCGGGGAGGCGCAUGUUCUCAAUGCUGUGCCAGAGGGUUGUCGUCAGUUGCGUCCAGCGAAACGUACCCAUGCCAGACUGCUUGAUUGAGCUCUGGCACGAAAUGUCGAAAACGACCGAACCCGGCAACCCCGAUCAACGGUUGAUGCCACUGAUGUGGCAGGUGCUGCAGCUGCGCUCCGAUAUCAAGAGCGGAUUCCUGUCCGACCCAGAGAUCAUCGUGGACAGGCUGAUUUCCAUCGAUCAAGACAUCGAGAACCAGACCUCCCAAUUUACACCUUCCUGGAAAUACCGCAUUUUCCAAUUUUUCCCCAACCCUCGACUCCUCCCGGUACCUCGAGGAGCACCGCAAAGCCCGCAGAAAGCUGAGAUACCUAGUCAGCGAAGUCACCGCCCAACAUCCCCCCAACAACUCGGGCUCAUGAACCCGGCCGACGGCACCAUCGGCAGCGGCGAUGACGACGACGACGCCGCACCCAUCGCGACCGUCGAGAUCCGCGAGACGCCCUCGCCGCCGACCUCCCCCUCCGCCCGAUCCUCGGACUCAGCGAGCAGCGUCUACAGCCCGCUGUCAGCAACGGGCGGGCCUCGCCCCUACCCCUCGGGCCUGACCGUCCUGGACGUCACCGAGGGCCGCGACGCCGAGGACAAGGCCGAGCGCUACAUGCUCCUAAUCUCGGCCACCAGCAGCGUCGUGUGGCCGCUGUUCGUCGUCGGCAUGUCGACCGCCUGCACCCCCGAGAUGCGCGCCUACGUCGUCGGCCGCCUGCGCACCCUGUACAUGGAGACGGGCAUCCGGCAGGCGGAUGCCGUCGCGAACCUGCUCGAGGAGCAUGAGUUGGCGGUUGGGACUGAGGUUGGGGCUGGGGUAGGCAUAAUAGGGCCCGGGAUGGGGCCGGGGCCGGUGCCGGGAGCAGGGUGGUUGGAUAUGGAGCUGAGGGAGCCCGGGCAGCAAGGGGUGGCGGGGCCUGGGUUGGUGGGGGAGGAGUAUGGGUUGGGGCUGAUGCCCUUGACGAGUCCUGGGGUCAUGAAACCCGAGUUCGAUAUGGUUUGGGGGUGA